AUGCCCAAUUUUUUCAGAGUCUGUGGCUUUGCUGAUGUAGGUAUGGAGAAGGUGAUUGCAACAGUCACUGGUUAUCAUGGCGCUGAGAGGUUCAAGCUCAUCAAGCUUAUCGCCCAUACUGGUGCCAAUUAUGUCGGGACAAUGAGAAGCUCUAUCACACACCUGGUGUGUUGGAAGUUCGAGGGCCAAAAGUACAGUCUUGCAAAGAAGUUCAAUACAAUUGUAGUCAAUCACCAAUGGGUGGAAGCAUGCGUAAGGGAAGGGAGACUAGUUCCCGAGGCGCCUUACACGCUUAAAAGUGGGGAAGAAGUUGGACCUUUGAUGACUGAAGUUCCCGAGGUUCCUAAGAAAGUGAAGGUGAAGCAUGCAUCACCUUAUGAUAAAUACUUUGAGGAUGGUCAAGAAAGCAGGAGCGGCUCCACUUCCGAGCUUUCCACUUGGAUGGACUCUAUCCUGUUAAAAGAGAAAAAUGUAGAAGCAAAGAGACACUCAGCGCGUUUAAGGGCAAAGAGGCCAAUUAGUAGUAUUUUUGAAGACAAGGAAAACGCUGGCGCGGCGGAAUCUUCAGGGAGAGGAAAGAGGCGUUUAGUAAAGAAUCAGUCUUGCAUAAGCCUUAUCGACCUUGAAUCCGAUGAGGAAUCUGAUAGUAACUGUUUUGACAAUUCUGAUGAGAACCGAAGUAAGACUCGAGAUCGUAGAGAGCCUGGGGAUGAAAGUGUGAAGGACCGUGUUUUAGAACCAGGAGAAACAUCAGCUCUUCGAAGUCAUGGAGUCUCCGCAACACAGAGCUGGGAUGUAGAUGAGAUAGAGGAGUCUGAGAGUUGGAGUCAUUCAUCUGUUUUCAAACGCCCGAGAUAUAAAAGCGCAGAGAGAAACCCGCAAGAGGAGGAGUCAAACUUGAACAAACCCGAAGAGACAGAAGAAACUACGAAGGUUUCUUGUGUCAUAUGCUGUACCGAUUACAGUUCCACUAGAGGCAUUCUCCCUUGUGGCCACAGGUUUUGUUAUUCUUGCAUCCAAACAUGGGCAGAUCAAUUGGUUUCACAAAGAAAGAGCACAACGUGUCCAUUGUGCAAGUCUAGUUUCGUAGCCAUUACAAAGAUGGAAGACGCAGGAUCUUCCGAUCAAAAGAUAUACUCACAAACAGUCCCUGACCCAUCUUCAGCAAAGAACAGUCUUGUAGUCCUCCCUGAAGAAGAAAUACAAGGCUUCACUCCUCCACUGUCUCGAGUUUUGCAGUCUCGAGCUUCAGCUUGCAGCAGAUGCUACAGUAGUGAGCCGGAGGAUCUUCUCAUUAGAUGUCACCUCUGCAAUUUCCGGCGUAUACACUCUUACUGUUUAGACCCUUAUUUGAUUCCUUGGACCUGUAGCCAUUGCAGUGACCUUCAGACGCUUUAUCAGCAUCGUGGUCGUGGCUACUAA
Messenger RNA from Microthlaspi erraticum, 1422 nucleotides. NCBI's taxonomy places the organism in Eukaryota, Viridiplantae, Streptophyta, Magnoliopsida, Brassicales, Brassicaceae. The record is from the annotation of a GenBank genome assembly.